GCACGGAGCCCCAUUCUUGUAUCAGCACUGACACUUGGCCUUUUCCAGGCUCCCAGGAAUGCUGCUGGCUGCCCUACACCUCUAUGCGUGAGCCAGCAGAGGAUGGAAGCGACCGGCAUCAGCUGGGCCAAGGAUCCUUCGUCAGGUGCUGGGAUAUCACCCCCCUGAAGACGGGAUUUACAAAUGGGCUCAUGAGCAGAACGUGCAACACGGGCCUCUGUGCUGCCGGACCCCUCGUGCAGUGCUGCAGGGCCGCCGUGGGACAAACAGAGGCUGUCUGCAGCACCUCGUCCACUUAACUCGUCUGUGAACCUUUCCAUGGAGAAGCUGUGCUGUGCUCCCUGCGGAUGCUGGUCUGGGGCAGCGGUGUGCUGUGUGUGGCCGUGGAGCUGCCUGCCUGUGGUGUGGGCGCUGAGCUGUGUGUGACCCCACUCCCAGGCACGGCUGCUGCAGCUGAUCCUGGAGCCGUGCAACCCUGUCCCCAAGGACAAAUGCCAGCUGCCAGACUCUUCUCAGGAGAUGCAGGAGCAGCCUGCAAGGCACCAGCGCUGACUGCUCUUGAACUAGCAGCAGGCGGCCCGGGACACCUGUAGUUGCAGACGAGACUGCAGCCAGCUGGAACAGGAGGUGUCCAGCUGCAGGAUGUGGCAUGCUGCAGGGAUGGGGACGCUGCAGUGACCAGUGAGUCCCACGCUGCCAAUGUUGACUUUACUCCUCCUCUUCCCAUAAGGAUGCCAAUUGCCUGUCCAAAAUCUGCAGCUCAUGCAGCCUCCUAGAGUGCGAUGGCAAAGGGUCUGCAGGGCUGCUGCUGGACCAUGCUGCUGCUGCUCUGUGCCAUCCAGGAGCUGGGGGCCUGGGCCGUGCACACUGCGGCAGAGGGUCCUGACCUGGGGCAGCCGGGGGAUCCCACACUGCUGGCCGGCGGGCGAGUGAAGCGUGGCUGGGUCUGGAACCAGUUCUUUGUGGUGGAGGAGUACACGGGCACAGAGCCACUGUACGUGGGGAAGAUCCAUUCGGACUCUGAUGAGGGGGACGGCUCCAUCAAGUACACCAUCUCCGGGGAGGGCGCGGGGACCAUCUUCCUCAUUGAUGAGAUCACAGGUGACAUCCACGCCACCGAACGCCUGGACCGGGAGCAGAAAACCUUCUACACACUGCGGGCUCAGGCCCGUGACAGGCAGACUGACCAGCUGCUGGAACCCGAGUCUGAGUUCAUCAUCAAGGUGCAGGACAUCAACGACAGCGAGCCGCGCUUCCUGGAGGGGCCCUACAUCGGCAGCGUGGCUGAGCUGUCCCCCAUUGGCACCUCUGUGAUGCAGGUGAUGGCUUCCGAUGCCGACGACCCCACAUAUGGGAGCAGCGCCCGCAUCGUCUACAGCGUGCUGGAGGGUGAGCAGCACUUCACCGUGGACAGCAAAACGGGUGUGAUCCGGACAGCCGUGGCUGACCUGGACCGUGAGACACAGGACCGGUACGAGGUGGUGAUCCGUGCCACGGACAUGGCGGGACAGCUGGGCGGGCUGUCCGGCUCCACCACCGUCACCAUCGUGGUCACUGAUGUCAAUGACAACCCACCACGCUUCCCACAGAAGAUGUAUCAGUUCAGCAUCGUUGAAACUGCCCCUGUGGGCACUGCCAUCGGGAGAGUGAAGGCAGAGGACUCUGACGUCGGAGAGAACACUGACAUGACCUAUCAGAUGAAGGACGAGGAAGGGGUGGAGAUGUUCAAAGUCACCACAGACAGCAAUACCCAGGAGGCUGUCAUCACCGUUCAGAAGCCUCUGGACUACGAGUCAAAAAAAGUGCACACCGUGGUGGUGGAGGCCCUGAACAAGUUUGUGGACCCACGGUUUGUGGACCUGGGAACCUUUCGGGACCAGACCAUCGUGCGGGUGUCUGUGCUGGACGUCGAUGAGCCCCCUGAGUUCUGGCCCCCCUCCAACACAAUGGAGGUCCAGGAGGAUGCUCACGUCGGCUCUAUCGUGGGGGUGGUCACCGCCCUCGAUCCGGACACAGCGAACCACCCUGUGCGGUAUGCCAUCGACCGCAGCACGGACACAGAGAGGAUCUUUGACAUCGAUGCCAACACAGGUGCCAUUGUGACAGGAAAGGUCCUGGACCGGGAGACAGCGGGAUGGCACAACAUCACCGUCCUGGCAAUGGAAGCAGAUAAUCAUUCGCAGGUGUCGAGAGCCUCUCUGCGCAUCCGCAUCCUGGAUGUGAAUGACAACCCUCCUGAGCUCGCCACCCCCUACGAGGCUGCGGUGUGUGAGGAUGCCAAGCCAGGCCAGCUGAUCCAGACAAUCAGCGUUGUGGACCGUGAUGAGCCUCAGGGUGGUCAUCGUUUCUACUUCACGCUGGCACCCGAAGCCACCAACAACCACCACUUUUCUCUGCUGGAUGUUAAGGACAACACAGCUGCGGUGCACACGCAGAGAGUGGGCUUCAAUCGCCAGGAGCAGGAUGUGUACCUGCUGCCCAUUUUGGUGGUGGACAGCGGCCCCCCGGCCCUCAGCAGCACGGGAACCCUGACCAUCCGGGUCUGUGGCUGUGACAGCACUGGGGCCAUCCAGUCCUGCAACAGCACUGCCUACGCCAUGUCAGCAACGCUGAGCCCCGGCGCCCUCAUCGCACUGCUGGUGUGCAUCCUCAUCCUGGUCGUGCUGGUGCUUCUGAUCCUCACGCUGAAGCGACACCACAAGAGCCACCUGACGUCCGAGGACGACGAGGACAUGAGGGACAAUGUCAUCAAAUACAACGACGAAGGAGGGGGCGAGCAGGACACGGAGGCUUACGACAUGUCCGCCCUGCGCAGCCUCUACGACUUCAGUGAGAUCAAAGGCGGGGACGGGGGCGGGGGGCCGGGAGAGGGGGGAAACCCGGCCUCUGAGCGCCAUGCCCUCCCGCAGUGGGUGCAGAGCCCGGACCUGGACUUCUCCGUGUUCAGAGACUACAUCUGCAGGAAGGUGGAGCAGGCGGACGAGGACCUCUCGGUGCCGCCCUAUGACUCGUUCCAGACCUACGCCUUCGAGGGCUCCGACUCUCCGGUCCCCUCGCUCAGCUCCAUCAACACGUGGUCCAGCGGCUCGGAGCAGGACUUCUCCUACUUGGGAGGCUGGGGGCCGCGGUUCCGGCAGCUGGCAGCGCUCUACGCGGGGCGCCGGGGCGAGGAGGACAGCGAGGAAUCCUAACGGCACCGCCGGACCCGCCGGGGGCAGUGGGUCGGGGGGCUGCGGCGGUGCCGGAGGGGCUGUGCCGUGGGACCGGGGGUCGGUGUGGGUGCUCCUUCGCGGUGCUCCCGGUCGGAGCUGUGCCACAACAACCGCGCCGGGUGCCCGCGGGAGCGCUGUGACCGUCAUAAUCUCCUUAAUGCUGAUCUCCGUUAAAGCACUGCACAUUAAUUUAAGAAAGGGAAAAAAUCUAAUUCGAGAGCAUUUGGAGGGGGGUUGUCCCCCACAAAUUGUCAUUUAAAUAGAUCUGUUCAGUGAGGCCCAUUCAGGAGGAGAAGAGCAAACCGGGAGCCUUUUGUUGUUUAAAUUGUUUUUGUCACUUGAGUCUCAGAGCAUUUGGAGCGCUUUGAUUCCUUUAAGAGCUUUCCUUGCAGAGGGGAACAAGCUUUUAAUUCUGUUCUGCUUUUUUUCGCUUACGUUUGCUCACUUUUUGGAGUCCUCUCUAUGCGCCCGGGAAGCUCACGCUGUGGCUCCGCGGGCUCAUCCUGCGCAGAGCGACUGCUGCUCGGGAGCUCACUCCAAAGCGCACUUUUCUGCUGAGCUGCAAUCGCUUCUCCUCUCAGCUCUUACACCUUUCCUGUGGUUGACCGAAUGGCGGUGACCGGAUGGGUCUCUCCUGCCAUCCUGCGCUGGAGGCACUGGCUGCAACAACAUCCCGGUGUGCCCCAUGGCCCCGUGGUGACAGAUGGGGACGUCCUGCUGCUGUGGGGGCACGGUGCUGUCCCAGCGGCGGUGCCCUGUGAGCGACCCAUAUGGGCCCCUGCAGCACAGCUGCUUUGCACGAACCCUCAGGUUCUGACAGGUGCACUGGGAGGAGGCAGGAGGGAUGUGUCGUUUUUCCUCAGCUGCAGAUGAUGCUGGAGGAAAGCGCAAUCUGUGGCUCCUUAUCUGUUCAUGUUGAAAACAAUCGAUGAUAUAACAGAUAGGAAACUGAUAAGGUCUACCAAGGUCUGACACAUCUUGGGCUUGUCAUUGGGUUUGUCCUUUUAGUUUAGCCACAGACAGUGUUUUCUAUCCUUGGAGAGGGUUUAAACGUAAAUGUAGAUGCGUGUUUGUUUUAUGCUGUUUUGCUUCCUGGCCACUGGUGUCAGCCCUCUGGCCUCAGCGUGACUCCCAGCAGCGGAGAGGUGCAGGGAUGCCCCUUCCCCACAGCCCCCAUCUGCACUGCUCCUCCCGUGGCCGCUGCGCUCAGCUUCCUGCAGGGCUGGGAACUGCUCACUGCUCAGGGUCCUCCGGUCCCUGCGAAGGAGGCUGCAGGCAGCCGCACUCGGCGUGCCACUGGUUCACUGUGAUGAUGCUGGAGAGGUAGCAGGGCUGAUGGGAAGUGAUGCCCUGAUUCCCGGAGCAGGAGAAUGGAGAAAGCCCUCUUUUUCCUCAGGAAUGUGUACUUGUUUUCCUUCUGGGCUAAAGAGCUGUGUCCAAGCCUCUCCGGAGCCGGCCUUUCCUUUAGCAAAAGUGUUGUGCAAUAGUAGGGCUCUGUCUGUAGGAGAUGGGGUCUGACAGGGUACGUGUUUAGCCACCUUCCCCUUGGGUUUUCCCCCAUCCUCAACCAGCCUGUCCUCCCACACGCAUGCACGCACGCUUGCGUCUUCAUUUCCAUCCCCCAUGUAAAUACACGGGGAGAGCAGGGCCCAGCAAAGCACUGCUCCGCUGCACCGCCGCGCUCAGCCCUCCCGUGACUGCAGGAGGAGCUGUAGCUGCCACAGUUCUCUAUCCAAACUAAAUUAGGAGGUUGAUUUUCUCACCCUUGUUAUU
Molecule: messenger RNA, 4985 nt
Organism: Phasianus colchicus (ring-necked pheasant)
Lineage: Eukaryota; Metazoa; Chordata; Aves; Galliformes; Phasianidae
Gene: CDH22
Product: cadherin 22
Biological process (GO): multicellular organism development; cell-cell junction assembly; adherens junction organization
Cellular component (GO): catenin complex; adherens junction; plasma membrane
Molecular function (GO): calcium ion binding; beta-catenin binding; cadherin binding
Source: RefSeq, a predicted model, not a curated record